Molecule: messenger RNA, 330 nt
Organism: Exophiala bonariae
Lineage: Eukaryota; Fungi; Ascomycota; Eurotiomycetes; Chaetothyriales; Herpotrichiellaceae
Exons: 2
Coding region: 1-330 (109 amino acids)
Molecular function (GO): protein binding
Source: RefSeq, a predicted model, not a curated record
AUGAAUUACUGGCCCUCGCCAACAAGCCGUGGAACAACGCAAGCUAUCGCUCUAGGCCUCGGCAGCAUGUUCAACCACUCGACACUUCAGCAGAACGUUGGUUGGAAGCGGAACACCGAGACCGCAGUCAUUGUUUACAGCGCCCUCCGGGAUAUCAAGAAUGGAGAGGAGUUGUGUAUCUCAUAUGGCAGCGCACGGCUCUGGUUCCCCGACGCUGAUUCGGACACCAUUGCAAAGAUAAAUGCUGCAGAUGAUAAGAUCUUGGAGGACGCUAGGCUCAAAGAUCUCACUGAGCUGGAAAUGAGUGGACUUGGCACCAUGGAACUCUAG